Molecule: messenger RNA, 1755 nt
Organism: Drosophila ananassae
Lineage: Eukaryota; Metazoa; Arthropoda; Insecta; Diptera; Drosophilidae
Gene: Cyp4d20
Product: probable cytochrome P450 4d20
Exons: 5
Coding region: 120-1643 (507 amino acids)
Molecular function (GO): oxidoreductase activity, acting on paired donors, with incorporation or reduction of molecular oxygen; heme binding; iron ion binding
Source: RefSeq, a predicted model, not a curated record
GGGCGGCUAUCGGCGCUGUCCCCGCCAGUUGAGCGACAAGAGCGGCGGCGACAACACCGCCGAAAGUGAAUCUGAAUCUGAAGCACAGCCCCAAUCUCUGGGACGCCACAAAACACAACAUGUUGCUGACCCUGAUCGCCGGCGCUCUGGCCUUGCUCCUGACCUGGGACUUUGCCCGCAAGCGCCAGCGAGUCGCCGCCUUCGAGAGCUCAAAGAUCAGGGGGCCGCUGGCGCUCCCGAUCCUCGGCUGUGGCCUGCAAGCCCUGCACCUGGGGGCCGAGAACAUCAUCCAGUACGUGGGGGAGAAGUUCGAGCAGUACGGCAAGACCUUCCGCUUCUGGAUACUCGGGGAGUCCCUCGUCUACACCAAGGACCUCAAGCACUUUGAACACAUCCUGGGAAGCACCACACUGCUCGAAAAAGGGCAGCUGUACCAGUUCCUGCGGCCCUUCCUCAACGACGGCCUGCUCAUGAGCACGGGCCGCAAGUGGCACUCCCGGCGCAAGGCCUUCACCCACGCCUUCCACUUCUCGGUCCUGGAGCACUACGUGGAGAUCAUGGACCGGAGCAGCGCCACCAUGGUGGAGAAGCUGCGGCCCCUUGCGGACGGCCAGACGGCGGUGGACAUGCUCCAGUACGCGUCCCUGGCCGCCCUGGACGUGAUCACAGAGGCUGCCAUGGGCGUGAAGGUGAAUGCCCAGAACGACCCCGAGUUCCCCUACAUCAAGGCGCUGAAGAGUGUGGUCUACAUCCAGCCCGACCGCAUGUUCAAGUUCUCGCAGCGCUACGACUGGCUCUUCCCCCUGGCAGCCCCCCUGCUCCACCGGAAGCUGCUGGCCGACAUCCGCGCCAUGCACGACUUCACCGACAAGGUCAUCCGCGAGCGGCGGGAAACUGUAGAGCGGGCGCGGGCGGACGGCAGCUACAGGCCACUGAGUCUGGGUGACGCAGACCUGGGGCGAAAGUCCCAGAUGGCCCUGCUGGACAUCCUCCUGCAGGUUUCCUUCAACGGUGAGUCCCUCACGGACGCCGACAUCCGCGAGGAGGUGGACACGUUCAUGUUCGAGGGCGACGACACCACCAGCAGCGGGGUGUCCCACGCCCUCUACGCCAUCGCCCGCCACCCGGAAGUGCAGCGGCGCAUCCACGAGGAGCUGUUGCAGGUCCUGGGGCCCGACCCCCACGCCCCGGUCACCCAGGCCCAGCUGCACAGCCUCAAGUACCUGGACUGCGUCGUGAAGGAGACCCUGCGCCUCUACCCCUCGGUUCCCGCCAUCGGAAGACACGCCCACCGGGAGAUCAGGCUCGGAGAGCAGACCAUCCCGGCCAACACGAGCAUCUACCUGGUGCUCUACUUCGCCCACCGCGACCCAGGCUACUUCCCCGACCCCCUGAGCUUCCGGCCCGAGCGCUUCCUGGAGGGCGAGGAGGAGGCCCGCGAGAACUUCGCCUACCUGCCCUUCAGCGCGGGCCCCAAGAACUGCAUCGGCCAGAAGUUCGCCGUGCUCGAGAUGAAGGCCCUGAUCAGCAAGGUGCUGCGGAGCUACGAACUGCUGCCCCUGGGCGAGGAGCUGCGGCCCAUGAUGAACUUCAUCCUGCGCUCCUCCUCGGGCAUCAACGUCGGGCUGCGACCCAGGCCUUGACGGAAGGAUGCUUUCUCCUAUGUUUAAGGUUAGGUGUAAGGGUUUGGGUUACAGGAACUGGAGUCGCUCUAGUCUAAGUCUAAGAACUAAUAAAUGGUCUUGUGGAACGGUA